AUGUGUCCCCUGGCAGGGGCUCCUGCGCACAGCCUGAUUUUAACCCUCUGGAGCCCACCUACCACUACCCAAAUCACUAGGGAAUCAGUGCCCUUCAGUGUCUCACAUGGGUGGGAUGUUCUGUUUGCCCACAAUCUGCAGAGGAAUCUUCAAGGCUAUUUUUGGUACAACAGGGAAAUGACAGUCAUUAGCGACCAAAUUCACUGCCCAGGGGAAGGCAGGAUACUACACCUACAAACCUUAAAGGUAAAUCUGGAGUAUGAAGAAGCAUCUGGACGGUUCCAUAUAUACCAUGUGACUCUGUACAACCUCUGA
Messenger RNA from Cavia porcellus (domestic guinea pig), 315 nucleotides. Its product is annotated as carcinoembryonic antigen-related cell adhesion molecule 6-like. The transcript has 3 exons. Bases 1 to 315 code for a protein of 104 amino acids. The record is from RefSeq and is a predicted model, not a curated record. NCBI's taxonomy places the organism in Eukaryota, Metazoa, Chordata, Mammalia, Rodentia, Caviidae.